AUGGACCCCGGCGAGGCCGCCAUUUUGGAGUCUUCUCUAAGAAACUCCUACCGGCUUUUCGUGCCGCUGCCACCGCUCCCCGCGGCCUUGCCGGGCAGGAUGAAUGUGAUAGACCACGUGCGAGACAUGGCGGCCGCGGGGCUGCACUCCAACGUGCGGCUCCUCAGCAGCUUGUUACUCACAAUGAGUAAUAACAACCCUGAAUUAUUCUCCCCAUCUCAGAAGUACCAGCUUUUGGUGUAUCACGCAGAUUCUCUGUUUCAUGAUAAGGAAUAUCGGAAUGCUGUGAGUAAGUAUACCAUGGCUUUACAACAGAAGAAAGCCCUAAGUAAAACUUCAAAAGUGAGACCUUCAACUGGCAAUUCUGCAUCCACUCCACAAAAUCAGUGUCUUCCAUCUGAAAUUGAAGUGAAAUACAAAAUGGCUGAAUGUUACACCAUGCUAAAACAAGAUAAAGAUGCAAUUGCUAUACUUGAUGGAAUCCCUUCAAGACAAAGAACUCCCAAAAUAAACAUGAUGCUGGCAAACUUGUACAAGAAGGCUGGUCAGGAGCGCCCUUCAGUCACCAGCUAUAAGGAAGUGCUGAGGCAGUGCCCAUUAGCCCUUGAUGCCAUUCUAGGUUUGCUGUCCCUAUCUGUAAAAGGUGCAGAGGUGGCAUCAAUGACAAUGAACGUGAUCCAGACCGUGCCUAACUUGGACUGGCUCUCUGUGUGGAUCAAGGCAUAUGCUUUUGUGCAUACUGGUGACAACUCGAGAGCAAUCAAUACCAUCUGUUCUCUAGAGAAAAAGUCGUUACUGCGAGAUAAUGUGGACCUACUGGGAAGCUUAGCAGAUCUAUACUUCAGAGCUGGAGACAAUAAAAACUCUGUCCUCAAAUUUGAACAAGCACAAAUGUUGGAUCCUUACCUGAUAAAAGGAAUGGAUGUAUAUGGCUACCUCCUGGCACGAGAAGGGCGCCUGGAGGAUGUGGAGAAUCUUGGCUGCCGUCUUUUCAAUAUUUCUGAUCAGCAUGCAGAACCCUGGGUGGUCUCUGGGUGUCAUAGCUUCUAUAGCAAACGCUACUCUCGGGCCCUCUAUUUAGGAGCCAAGGCCAUUCAGCUAAACAGUAAUAGUGUUCAAGCUUUGCUACUUAAGGGAGCAGCACUCAGGAACAUGGGCAGAGUCCAAGAAGCAAUAAUCCACUUUCGGGAGGCCAUACGACUUGCACCUUGUCGCUUAGACUGUUAUGAAGGUCUCAUCGAAUGUUACUUAGCCUCCAACAGUAUUCGUGAAGCAAUGGUAAUGGCUAACAACGUUUACAAAACUCUAGGAGCAAAUGCACAGACCCUUACCCUUUUAGCUACUGUUUGUCUCGAAGACCCAGUGACACAGGAAAAAGCCAAAACAUUAUUAGAUAAAGCCCUGAACCAAAGGCCAGAUUACAUUAAGGCUGUGGUGAAAAAAGCAGAACUACUUAGCAGAGAGCAGAAAUACGAAGAUGGAAUUGCUUUGCUGAGGAACGCACUAGCUAAUCAGAGUGACUGUGUUCUGCAUCGGAUCCUAGGAGAUUUCCUUGUAGCUGUCAAUGAGUAUCAGGAAGCAAUGGACCAGUAUAGUAUAGCACUAAGUUUGGACCCCAAUGACCAGAAGUCUCUAGAGGGGAUGCAGAAGAUGGAGAAGGAGGAGAGUCCCACGGAUGCCACUCAGGAGGAGGAUGUGGACGACAUGGAAGGGAGUGGGGAAGAAGGGGACCUGGAGGGCAGCGACAGUGAGGCGGCCCAGUGGGCUGACCAGGAGCAGUGGUUCGGCAUGCAGUGAGGCAGGCGGCAGCUCCAUGGCCACACUGGCCUGCCCUGCUCUGAGCACUUCCGUGGACUGAAAGAACCCAUAGGAGCCCGCUCUGGGAGGACAAUGAUUCAGCAUGUGAUUGCAGCAGGGGUUUCUGCCCCUGGCUCCAUAUUUCUAGUAGUGACUUUAUUUUAUAAAACUGAGCCUGACCAACCUUCCAUAUAUCUCCAUCCUCCCCUGCUCCAGCCAGGGAGGACCGAGUGAGCCCUCUGGGAGGCCCACAGAUGUGCUGGGACUUCUGGGACAGAGUACUUUUUAUAUAACUAAUUUCUAAAUCUGAAAGCUCAAGGAAUAGACAGUGUUUGUCUGUGAUGUUGUGGAUGGGUUUAAAAGGAGGGACCUGUCACCCAGAGCAAGUGUCAACUCCCGAGGUGGACAGCAGCACAGAUUGGCCCUUUCAGAGAGGGUUUGUUGUCCCAGAAAUCAUCGUCCUGGGCUGUCUAAACUUCCCUAGUAACCUUGCUUCCUUCUGCAAUGUUAGUAAUGCCUUAAGCUGACAGUUGCUAAUUUGCAGAACAAUUUUCCUAUUUGCUAAAUCUGGUUACUUGCUGUGAGCCUGGGCUGGAUCUGAGAAACAGGUGUGACCUAGAGCAUGAACAGAGGUACAUCUGGGGUAAUUAACUAAUAAAACUGUUUUUUGUACAGUAA
This is a messenger RNA of Molossus molossus (Pallas's mastiff bat), 2475 nucleotides long. It is a transcript of the gene ANAPC7, whose product is annotated as anaphase promoting complex subunit 7. Bases 1 to 1797 code for a protein of 598 amino acids. The transcript is spliced from 11 exons. Gene Ontology annotation, molecular function: protein binding. The record is from RefSeq and is a predicted model, not a curated record. Lineage: Eukaryota; Metazoa; Chordata; Mammalia; Chiroptera; Molossidae. Gene Ontology annotation, biological process: cell division.